Molecule: messenger RNA, 1041 nt
Organism: Chionomys nivalis (European snow vole)
Lineage: Eukaryota; Metazoa; Chordata; Mammalia; Rodentia; Cricetidae
Gene: Ms4a18
Product: membrane spanning 4-domains A18
Exons: 7
Coding region: 1-1041 (346 amino acids)
Biological process (GO): cell surface receptor signaling pathway
Cellular component (GO): plasma membrane
Source: RefSeq, a predicted model, not a curated record
AUGAACAAACAGCAGAGUGUGUCUGCUGUCACUGUCCCAGGUAAUGUCCAUGCCGUCCAGCCUACCUAUGCUGUGGCCUCUGGAAGCCAGGAGAAGCCUUUGGAAAUGACCACUUAUCCGGCACCAGCAACCAUGCUCCAGCACAAUACAGGGAGUGCAAAUUUACAGAACCCGCUCAUUGUGAUCCAGAGCCCAGAAAGAAUGACAGGCCUGCAGGCCCAGCCCGCUGUGCCCCAGUAUCCAGUGGGAAUGGCUGGUGUACAGGCUCCACCAGGAGUGAUCCAGUACUCACCAGAAAUAACAAGUGCCCAGGUCCUGCCUGGAGACCCUCAGAAUCCCCUGAACACUGUCCCGGGGCCAACACAGACCUCAAGCUAUCCCCAGUGGAACAUGUCCUUUAUGUCCUUUCCUGAAUUUAAUCCCAAGAAAUUCAUUAACGAAGAAGUCAGAACAUUAGGGGCCAUCCAGAUCCUCAUUGGCCUGUUUCAUAUUGCCUCUGCAGCCAACCCUCAACUAUACGGGACCGCUACUCUGCUGGGGCUCUCAGGGUACCUGGUCUGGGGAGGACUGUCUUUUAUCAUCUCUGGAUCCCUCUCAGUCUGCGCUGAAAAGUCUGCCAACAGUUGCAUGGUGAACGCCAGCAUCGGCAUGAAUGUUGUCAGCUCCAUCUUCUCCCUUCUUGGUAUCAUCAUUAUCAUUAUGGAUCUGUGUUUUUCCCACUCGCUAAAUGGUUUGCUGAUGAGUUGUUUGAAUGCGAUCUCUGGGGCUCUCCUCCCCUUCGUCCUCCUGGAAUUCAUCAUCACCUGUGUGGUCUCACAUUUUGGGUGCCAGGCUGUCUGCUGGGCCCAUUUUGAGAACAUAUCUGUGAUCUCACCUAUAUUCAGUAGCAACACAGUCAACACUACCAAUGGACCUGUCAAUACCACCAGCCCACACAGUGCCACCAACAUCCCAGUCCAGCUCAAUGUCCAGCCCACCAUCCCCAAUAAUGCUUUCCCUGAACACUCAUACAAAAGUGGAGCUGAUCUUGCCCAGAACUAG